CCGUCCAUAUCCCUACUCAGCGCAGAUCUUCUGCUCCUCCACCGCUCGCGCUCAGGCUCAGGCUCGGUCCCAAGGAUCGGAUCUUCCGCGCGUCGGCGGCUCCCCCUCGGCGGCGUCCAGCGACGGAGGGGCAGUCCCAGGCUCGGCGGCGGCGUCGGCGGCUCACCCCACCUUCUGUCGCCAGUCGCCUCGCGCCCUCGCCUGCGUCCUCCGCGCACCGGCCGACGACCCUGCGUACGCACCUCCCUCUCCCCUCCCGCCUCUGCUGUUCCCGUGGGAGCCCGGCCAGCUGCCCAGGGUGGCCGGGCCUUGGCUCCGCCGGUGGUGACUAUGCAGCCGAAACAUCUGUGGAGUCUACUCUUCAGAAUCUUGCCUAAGCUGCUCGGUCUUCCUGCCAGUUUGCUGAAGAAAUUCCGAAAGGAAGGGCUGGUGGAAUUGGAUAUUGCAAUGGGUACAUUGCCAGAGCUGCCACAUGAUGUGUUGAUGAACAUCUUUUGUACGCUUGAGGUCCCUGACCUUGUACGAGCAGGCUCGGUCUGCUCGUCCUGGCAUGCUGCCUACACAUGCCUGCGCGACCUGGGGAAAUACAAGCAGUCCCAGACACCGUGCCUGUUCUACACUUCUGAAUCUGCCGGUGACAAUGUUGGGUUUCUGUACAGCCUCAAGGAAAAUAGGUCCUACAAGUUAACUCUACCCGAGCCACCCAUCCGCAGUAGGUUCCUGAUCGGGUCCUCCAAUGGCUGGCUGAUUACUGCAGAUGAGAGGUCUGAGCUGCACCUUGUCAAUCCCUUAACUGGUGAACAGGUUGCACUUCCCUCAGUGAUGACCAUCGAGCAUGUGAAGCCCAUCUUUGAUGUAUCGGGUGCUAUCCAUAAGUACGAGUUGUCAUAUGACAUCUGGGAGGUCUCAUUGCCACCCUCACUACAUGAUCCUAGCGAUCUGCGCGAGUGCCUCUACUUCAAGGCAUUUGUGUUUCCUGAUCCAUCCACUGGAAGCUACAUCGUGGUUCUCAUUCAUAAUCCAAAUUUACAGAUUUCGUUUGCACGACCAGGAGAUGACAAGUGGACCUGGGUGGGACAAGGUCACUUCUAUAAAGAUUGCAUAUAUAUGGAUGGUCUUUUAUAUGCACUGAAUUAUUUUGGAGAAAUUGAUGCAUUUGAUCUUACUGCGUUUCCUGUUAAAAUGACAGUAAUUAUGGACGAGAUGACGUAUCCUAUAUGUGAAAGCAUGUACAUUAUUCAGGCUCCAUGGGGUGACCUGCUGCAGGUUUCGAGGACUGUUGAGGUACUACCGAAUGCUCCAUGGUAUGUCCCUGGAAGUGGAAACUACCGGGCACGAACCUUAAAAACAAAAGUAUGUAAGGUGGACUUGGAAGCAAAACAGCUAAUGGAAAUAAACAGGUUGCCAUGCCAUAUUUUAUUUCUUGGACACAACAAUUCACUUUGCCUUAGUGCUGAAGGACACCCAGGACUGAAGUCAAAUCAUGCAUACUUCACCGAUGAUCUUAAAGAAUUGACUGUUGAAUACAAAAAUAGCACUCGUGAUAUGGGAGUUAUGGACUUGGAAAAUAGUGUCAAGAAGGACAUUGUGUCUCAAAUUUGGUCCAACUGGCCUUGUCCUACUUGGAUAACACCCAAUCUUAUGAAGCUGAAUUUGGCAUUCAGUAAAUAGGCUUACUUUUUAAUUUGUUUCAUUGAAUUUUUAUACCUUUGUUUUGUUAUUUUUUAUGGAAACGAUGUAAGUCAGACAUCAGAAAAGUAGAUGGGGAUUCUGGCUGCUCUAUGUGGUGUACACCCCUGUUAGAACCAUCCAUCAGUCUGUUUUUUUUUCAUGUGAGGCAUCAUGAAGCUGUUACACCCUAGGCCUCUGAUUUGCAAAGAAAACAGCCUAGCAGUGCUCGAUUGGAUAGCCACCUGCUAUAUGCCUAUUGGAUAAAUCAUAAGAUUAGAGUUGCAAUCAAUAUCAUAGUUCAUAACCUUGUUAGUGUUGCAGCAGAAUCUGUUGUAAGUGUACUGCUAUUCUGUGUCGAUGUUAGUUUGCAUAUUUUCUCCAUGGCUUCAGGGUUGAGGUAUUGAA
Molecule: messenger RNA, 2076 nt
Organism: Sorghum bicolor (sorghum)
Lineage: Eukaryota; Viridiplantae; Streptophyta; Magnoliopsida; Poales; Poaceae
Product: putative F-box protein At2g33200
Exons: 1
Molecular function (GO): protein binding
Source: RefSeq, a predicted model, not a curated record